Molecule: messenger RNA, 1884 nt
Organism: Cyphellophora europaea CBS 101466
Lineage: Eukaryota; Fungi; Ascomycota; Eurotiomycetes; Chaetothyriales; Cyphellophoraceae
Exons: 5
Coding region: 1-1884 (627 amino acids)
Molecular function (GO): NADP binding; N,N-dimethylaniline monooxygenase activity; flavin adenine dinucleotide binding
Source: RefSeq, a predicted model, not a curated record
AUGCCCGCUUUCAAGGAUACCUCAGACACGAGCGGGUCGAUGAUCCUUCCAACAUCUAAAAUUGACGUUGGCGGCUUCAGCAAUGGUAUUUCAGACGGCGAGAUACCAGCGGUUGGAAAUCAUGUCGAGUAUAAGAUUGAUGAGAUCAAAGUCAAUGGUGGCCCGUUGAACGGUCACCAAGCACGACCAGCAACUCACCAAGAUGCAGACACUGCACCCGUAUCUGACUGCACUAUACCUGUCAAUGAUCAGCUUGCGUUCACGCCACGGAAGCUCCGCGUUAUCACAGUUGGUGCAGGGUUUUCGGGAAUGCUGAUGGCUCACAAGCUCCAGCACAAGUUCCCCGAAAUGCGGGAGAUUGUCGAGCACAAAAUCUUCGAAGCAAGGCACGAUAUCGGCGGUACCUGGUUGGUGAACACCUACCCAGGUGUACAGUGCGACGUUCCAUCGCAUAUCUAUGCUUUCCCGUUCGACCCAAGUCCGGAAUGGACCCGCUUCUACUCAAGUGGCAAAGAAAUACACGAGUACAUCAAGCGGACGGCCAAGAAGUGGGACCUUGAGAGGGAUGUCCAAUUGAAUACGCGAGUCACAUCCGCCGUCUGGCAAGAGGGAGAUGGUGUAUGGGAAGUCACAGUUGAGUCAGGGGGGGUGCAGCGCAAAGAGUUUGCAGAAGUGCUGGUCUCGGCACAGGGGGGCUUGGAUACUUACAAGUGGCCUGGAAUCGAAGGCAUCGACUCUUUCGUUGGACAUCGUGUUCACUCCGCGGCAUGGGACCAUGACUUUGACUACUCGAAUAAACGCAUUGCCGUGAUCGGCAAUGGGUCAUCGGGCAUACAGAUUGUCCCUCAACUUGCGAACCUACCAGGCACCACAGUCAUGAACUUUGCUCGUGGGCCUGCUUGGAUCUACUACCGGGUGCCACCCUCUCAGCAUCUCGGUGGAGACACAAUCGACAAAAACCCGCUGUACAGCGAAGCACAGAAGAACGAGUUCCGCCGCAACCCUGAAAGCAUGAAGGAGCAUCGCAAGGCAAUGAUUGGUAGAACCAACAAGGCCUUCAGGAUGUUCAUCAGAGGUUCCGAGGCCAACAACGGAGCGAUGCGCAUUGCUGAAGAGCAGAUGCGCGAACGCCUUCAACACGACCAGAGGCUAUGUGACAUGCUGAUUCCGAAAUGGCCUCUGGGCUGCCGCCGAAUCACACCCGGGGAAGGCUACUUGGAAUCCUUUCUCAAGCCGAACUGCGACCUCACCACGAGCGCGAUCGUGCGCAUCGUGGGCAACAAGAUCCACACGGCGGAUGGCAAGGAUUUUCAGGCCGACGUCCUGGUAUGUGCAACCGGCUUUGAUGUCUCCUUCCGCCCUCACUACCCUACCUGGGGCCAGCACGGUAUCAAUCUCCGGGAGCAGUGGGCCGGGCACGCACCCGAGUCGUACCUCUCAGUCGCCGCCCCCAACAUGCCGAACUACUUCACGAUGCUCGGGCCCCGCGCCCUUGCUGCCCACGGCUCUCUCCUGGAGGCCAUCAGCUGGAAUGGCGACUACAUGGUGAAGUGGCUGAAGAAGAUGGCGGAGGAGGACAUCAAGUGCAUCGUGCCGAAGACAGAGGUCGUGAAGCACCUGAUGGCCUAUGGCGAUGAGCUGCAUAAGACUUUGGUGUGGACGGGUGGCUGCAAGAGUUGGUACAAGCAGGGAACGGUCGAUGGGAAGGUGACAGCGUUGUUCGCCGGGAGUGGGAUGCUGUACCACAGGUUGAUACGAGAGUUGCGGCCUGAGGACUUUGAGAUUGUGUAUCGAAGCGCGAACACGUGGAGGUUCUUGGGCAAUGGGUUCACGGCGUUCGAAUUCGACGAGAAGAGUGACUUGGCUUGGUAUAUUGAGAAGUGA